Molecule: messenger RNA, 1398 nt
Organism: Coccomyxa subellipsoidea C-169
Lineage: Eukaryota; Viridiplantae; Chlorophyta; Trebouxiophyceae; Coccomyxaceae
Exons: 10
Coding region: 1-1398 (465 amino acids)
Source: RefSeq, a predicted model, not a curated record
AUGGCGCCAGCCGCGAGAUCUUCUUCUGGACUGGCGCCGGAUGCGAGCCCUGAGGCAAAGAUAAAACACCUGGAACAUCAGCUGUCAGUGCUCACGGCCGAACGCAACGAUCUAGCAGCGGAUGUAGAGAGCCUAUGCAUGCAGUCAUCUGGCGACAUCUUCAGUGCCUCCAGCGUACUCAGCGAGCGAAUAUGCAACAUGCAGAAGGAGACCAACAAGCUCAGAGCCCAGCUCGAGGCAGUCAAUGCAGAGCGCGAUGGGCUGUAUGAAGACCUCAUCAACCACCGCACCUCCAAACGUACAGUUGACAAGCAGUGGCGCAUUGAGCGGGAGAAGUCUGAGAGGCUGGAGAGCGAGCUGGCAUUCUACCAGAGCCACAGCGCACGCACACUCUCAGACCGUGACAAGGCUGUAUGGGAGGCAGAGGAGCUCAAAGCACAGCUGCUGGAGACGGAGAGUCGGCUGUCAGAGCUGGAGGCGCACGCAGAGAAGGAGGCAACGCAGCGCGCGGAAGCCGAGCGGCUGCUGGCGUCCGAGAGGAAGCUGACUGCGCAGCUGCGGGUGAAGGCAGCGGAGGCUGUACUGCUGCCGGGCGUGCGCCACGAGCUCUCAGAUGCGCGAGAGCGCAUCUCACAGCUGGAGCAGCAGAGAGAUGAGCUGCAGGCAGCCUUGACGGCCACGCAAGCAUUGCUAGAGGGGGAGCAGUCGGCGCACAGGGCGACACAAGAGACGCUGGAGUCGGUGCGGCAGGACAUGGCCGCAGCUGAGGCGACCGCUGAGGAGGUCACCGAGCGCUUGAACGCCGACGUGGCCAAAUUAGAGGCUGAGCUGGCGAGGGUGCAGAGCGAGAGGGACGAGCUGGAGACGCGGGCGGAUGAUGCCGAAGGGGGGCUGGCGGCUGCGCAGGCCGAGAUGGAGACGGUGCAGAAGCGGCUGGAGGCCGAACUCGCGCAGCUGCAGCAGUCCAGCCGGAGCCAGCGCGAGGAGACUGCCGCCGCACACGACGCCGAGGUAACUGCACUACGCGCGGACGUGGAGAGGCUGACUAAGGAUUACGAGACGACCCGGGUGGAAAGAGACAAGGCUUCAGAGGAGAAAGCGUCGGCGCUGAUGCGAAUAUCGGCGGCCGAGGAGACGGCAACGCAGGCCUUUGAGGAGGUGGGCAACAUGCGCGACGAGAUCGCCGACCUGCGUGAACGCCUGCAGAAGGCGACGCAGGAGAAGGUAGCGGCGCUGAUGCAGGCAGCUGAGGCCAAGGACGGCCGCCGCGCAGCCGCCCGUUCCGCCAAAUCUGGCGCAGCCGCCACCAGCCCGGCCGGCUCAUCCUGGCGGGGUUCUGGGAUCCCUCAAGUCUUCGACACCAAGAGUCCUGUGACACAUCUCUAUUCUGGGAAGUGA